Molecule: messenger RNA, 3759 nt
Organism: Brettanomyces bruxellensis
Lineage: Eukaryota; Fungi; Ascomycota; Pichiomycetes; Pichiales; Pichiaceae
Exons: 2
Coding region: 1-3759 (1252 amino acids)
Molecular function (GO): ATP binding; ATP-dependent chromatin remodeler activity
Source: RefSeq, a predicted model, not a curated record
AUGUCAUCUGAUAAUACAAAAAAAAGAGUUACGCAAAAUGUGUUUGCGCAGAUAAGCGAUCUUUCAAAUUACUACAAACUUGGUGUACUCUACUUCUAUAAUAUUCCAGCAUUUCCUGCUGGAAGUAUCGAUGCACCGGAUGGCUUCAAAUGGUGUAAAUUUCCUACAAAUUUGAAUCCGAAAAUUAGGGGACACUACGGCCUUUCCUAUAUAAUGAUGGCUUUGCGUUAUCUCAAUUUUGGAGCUUUCAUUAAAAUCACUUACAAGAUAUUGAAAUCAGGUAUUGUGAUUGCUCGGAUAUAUCUGUUUCCAGAUGGAAUAUUAAAUAACAAAGAUAUGGAGUUGUUUUGCUUUAAAAAUUUAGGUUUCGAUAGGGCUAGCCCCUCUCAUACUAAAACAUAUACAACUUUUAUGGGUCGUUUGCUGAGUAUUCUCGAUUACGAUCCCGAUGCUUGGAAAAUAAAUUCGAAUUUAAAGCUUGUUGAAUAUUUGAAGGGAAGGACGAUUGCUGUCAUGAACUGCGUCAUGAAAUUCAAAGAAUUUGAUACUCUUUCUCAAUUGUUGCUAGAAAUAUCUAAAUCUAUGAAACAGUGGAGACAUGUUUCCCAACAGGACGUUUUCAGAUUGUAUAGAAGAAAACCUCUGGAUAGAAGGAUUGAACCUUUACACAGCAGAAUGACAAAUGCAAUAAAGCAAAGUGCAACAGUUGAAAAAAGAUUAAUUAAAAUAUAUGACGGAUUACAAUCCCCGAAGAUCAACUUGAAUUCAUUAAAUCCUUAUCUGAAGAAGCCCCUUAAAAAUAUCCUACGUGGCUUUAUUACCGGAUUUAGAAGCACAUUGUACAAAUUUCAAUUAGAAUCUGUCGCAAAAAUGUACCAAAUGGAAACAGAGAGAACAGAACUUCCUAUGCCGACGAUAGUACGUCUACCUCUGGGAAUGAACCAGGACGUCUUUCUUAAUUUGCUGGAUUUAAAAUUUACUGUUUCACCGUGGCAGUACUCAACUCCUAGAGGUGGCAUUUUGGCAGAAAAUAUGGAUGCGGAGGUAAAUAAUGUUACACAUGAUCACAUGGAGUCAUUGCUUGAAAACUGUGUCCACUAUAUUGUCAACAAAUCCAUAGAUUGGAGGCAGUUUGCAGAUGAUUUACCUGAAACAUGUAAGAAUAGACUCCAAAGUACCAUUGGUUCAUUUACUAAAUUUGAGAAUCAAAAUGCGACAAUUGAUAGAGAUUCAUAUUAUUAUAGGAACACAAAUUGCUUGAUUCAAAAGAAGGAACUGUAUUUAUCAUCCUCUACUUUAGUUAUAGUUCCAAAUAAUCUCUUUCCACAAUGGAUAGCUGAGAUCAACAAACACGUUAGGAAGAACUUUUUGAAGGUCCUUCAGAUUCCCACGGUAAAGACACAAAUACCAGAUAACGUCAAAAGUAUUCUUCGUUACGACAUUGUGCUAAUUUCAUCUACAGCAUUUCAUAAGGCUUGCAAGCCCACAAAUUCAAUAUUCUAUUGUAUCUAUUGGAAGAGGCUCAUUAUUGAUGAAGGUCAUUCUAUGACCAACAAAAGUACAGCCCUAAAUAUUCGCUCAAUAAUGUCUGAACGAAGAUGGGCGAUAACCGGAACUCUGACAUCUGGCCUAACAAAUUUGCAUAUGGAGGGAACCGAUGACGACUAUAUAGUUCGGAAGAGGUUCAACGCCACUACAGAUUUGUGUAAAAUUGGCUGCAUAAUUUCAAAUUUUCUUCAAAUUGAUCCAUGGUAUUCACGUAAUCGUAUGUGGAAUUUCUACGUUAGUGGUCCCUUCAAAAAGGGAAAAUAUUACAGUGAUUAUCAACUAAAAGAACUUUUGAGCCAUUUGAUUGUCAGACAUUCAAUGAAGGACAUUCAUAAUGACAUUGUGCUUCCGAAGUUACAUCAUCAGGCCACCUUAUUAAAACCAUCGUACUUUGACCGUCUUUCAAUUAACUUAUUUAUUGCUGUGUUAGCUGUCAAUGCUGUUACAUCCAAUCGCGAAGGUGUGGAUUUCAUGUUCAAUCAAAGCAAUAGAGGCAGUUUGAGAAGAUUGAUUAAUAAUUUGCAGAAAGCUACAUUUUACUGGACCGGAUUCAGUGUCGGAGACAUAACUAAUUUGUUAAAUAUAUGCAAAUUUUCGUUAAAAGAGAAUGGCAAUUCUUACAAUGAACGGGAUAAAAAAUUGCUUCGUGAGAGUAUAUAUGUGUCAAAGGUGGCGUUAUCCAACAAUCGAUGGAGAACAACCUCGUCUGUUCAUGAAAUGAGUUAUUUUGUUGCUAAUCUUCCUCCAUGGAUUAGAAAGAACUAUACUAUAUCACAAUAUACGGAUCAGCAUGAUGAUUUUGGGGCACCAGUUGGUGUUUAUGGGUUUCCGCAGCUGAUUGCAAUACAAAGAUUUUAUUAUAGGAAUAGAUUUAUAAAAACCGAAGAAGAGUUGUCUGAAAAGAUGCAACACUCCACAACCCUUUUUUGGGAAAACUACGGCCGUACUAAUGAUAAGCUGAACGAUGUUCAUCGGCAUAAAGCACUAAAUCAAGAGCUUGAUUUCACAUCCAUUGAUUUCGAAUCAAUAAAGGAAAUUGAUAAUAUUCCUUCAUGGGCUAUUAAGUUUGAUCCCGUUAAGGAAGAAAAUCGCCUUCAAGAUAAAGUUAGAGUACAGCGGACAAAUAAUAUGAAACAAGGAAACAAUCAAUUAAAAAGGAAGUACAACAAACAAGGAAAGUCACAGAAAAGAAUAAGGACAAAUGGUAAUUUAAUAGAAAAAAAAUAUGAAACUACAGGAAAGCUUGGCUCACUAAUGAGAACAGCUAAUAUAUUAGGUACUGCAUCAGCAAAGCUCUCAUAUUUAACAUCAAGACUAGUGGAAAACGAGAUCAAAGGAGAAAAAUCAAUUGUCUUCUACGAAUUUGAAAAUUCGGCUUAUUAUUUGACAGAGUUACUGGAUAUUUUAGGUAUCAGCUACUUUCUCUACUCACCACAUAUACCACCUGUUCAGAGAUCACAGAAUUUAAUUGAUUUUGAUGAAUGGGAUAUUCAGAAGCAUUCAGGUCAUGGCGUUGCGUUAGUAAUGGAUCUAAAGUUGGCUGCACAUGGUUUGACAAUUCUUUCAGCAACAAAUGUAUUUUUCAUUAAUCCCGUGUGGAACAAGAGUGUGGAAGCACAAGCUAUUAAGAGAGCACAUAGGAUCGGACAAAAACAUGAGGUAUUUGUUGAAACUCUAAUUUUGGAGGAUACGAUAGAAGAGGAAAUGUAUAAGAACAGACAGGCAGAAGAAAAGAAAGGUGAACAUAUGGUCAAUAAUAAAGAAAGAGAGAUGAUUGAUAAUGCAGACAUACAAGACUAUAUCAUGCAGUUCCGGUUCUUAUGCCUUUAUGACAUGGACUACGGAACAUCCGAAAUUUCUCCAAUUGAAUCCAAAUCUAAAUUCCAGGGAAAAUUGAAAUCAGAUAUUUAUGCAUUAAGUAUUAACGAGAUAAAUGAGAGCGAAGCUGAACUUCCUUGUUUGCAGAGUGAAUCUAAAAACAAUGGAGUUAGACGAUGGAGCAUACCACUUUUCACUCAGAAUAAUAUGACAAAACUGUCAGAAAGUGAUGCUAAAAUUCGAAAGAAAAGUAGGCCAAAGGGAAGGGAAAGUUUAUCGAAAUCUGACAAUAAUAGUAAAGGAAUAUAUGACUGGAGUGACAGUAAUAAAAAGACAGUCAAAUUGAUGAAGAAGUUAAGACAAUCCAGGGAAGUUCAUUUUCCUACGCAAUGA